AUGUUUCUCGAUUCUUUAGUCCAUGACGAGAAGAUCACAAUUCGGUUUAAAGCUGUCGGAUCAACGCCCUCCGUAAACCCCAAGAUCUUUAAGAUAUCAUCAAGCUCGUCUGUGAGUGUAUUGAUAAAGUUUCUCUGUAAUCGGUUGAAGCUGAAAACCAUAUACGUUUACAUCUCCAAUUCGUUCCAGCCUAAUCCAGAUGAGAAUUUGGGGCAAUUGUACCAGAUGUUUGGGGUUAAUAACGAAUUGAUUAUCAAUUACUGCAAUUCAAUUGCCUUUGGAUAG
Yamadazyma tenuis ATCC 10573 is the source of this 285-nucleotide messenger RNA. RefSeq lists its product as uncharacterized. NCBI's taxonomy places the organism in Eukaryota, Fungi, Ascomycota, Pichiomycetes, Serinales, Debaryomycetaceae. The record is from RefSeq and is a predicted model, not a curated record. Gene Ontology annotation, cellular component: Atg12-Atg5-Atg16 complex; cytoplasm; phagophore assembly site membrane. Gene Ontology annotation, biological process: autophagosome assembly; nucleophagy; autophagy of mitochondrion.